Molecule: messenger RNA, 1250 nt
Organism: Selaginella moellendorffii
Lineage: Eukaryota; Viridiplantae; Streptophyta; Lycopodiopsida; Selaginellales; Selaginellaceae
Product: F-box only protein 6
Exons: 4
Coding region: 252-1250 (332 amino acids)
Molecular function (GO): protein binding
Source: RefSeq, a predicted model, not a curated record
AGACACAAUCCAAUCGACAGUUGCCUCGGUGGCACUAUACUUUCUAGUCCGCGCACAUAUACGGCCCGCUAGACUUCAGAAGGUUAAGGUGGCGGGUAGCGAUUACUACCCUGUUAUUCUGUGUUUCCUAAAAGCGGCUUCAUUCGAAGAUCUUCAGGGUUUGGUGAACAGAAAGAUGAAGGCAUCGUUUUGCAUCGCUUUGCAGUACCACCGAAGAUGAACGAAAACGAUACACGAAGACGAAGUGUGAGAUGCGUUUAUUCCACGUCUUAAAAAGAAAGAGGUUAUUGCCAGAGGAGAUUUCGGAGCUAGUCUUGCUGCGGCUCCCGUUCUCCAGUGUGAUCACCUCAAGAUUGGUGUGCAAGGAAUGGAAAUCAAUAGUGGAUUCACCCAGCUUUACGCGAUGCUACAGCGACAACGUGACGAUAAUCGAGGAAAUGGAGAAGAGUGACAUCCCAACUUACAGAAUAAUCGACAGUAGCAACAAGAUCAUGCUUUGGACGGGCCAAGGAUUCUUGAGCAUAGGCUCUUACAACCAAGGGUUGAUGGUGGCGUACUCUCCAAAGGAAGGCCAGUACUACGUGGGCAAUCCAUUCUUCAACAAGUGGAAGAAAAUCCCAAUGCUAGAACACUCCUCCCACCAUAGGGUUCGAAUCUUUGUCAAUCAGGAGAGCUACAAGCUCGUUGCAUGGGAAGACCUCGGCUCGGUUCUGACAUUUUCUCGAGGUCAAACGUGCUGGUCAAAGACCGAGGGUUCUGGGUUCACUACUGAUCCGGUCAUGAUUGACGAUAAGAUCUUUGUUGUGGACACUGUCAAGGAGAGAUUGAUCAUGUACACAGAAGGUGGCAGCUUCUCUUACAGGGCUUUGAGAAUUGGGUGUAAGUAUUCCGCGUAUAUGAACUUAGAUUGCAAGACUUAUCUGAGAGCUUGGGAGAGGAAAUUAUAUGCAGUGGUGAUAAAAGAGAACGCUCCUUAUAGCACGAGGGUCAGGAUUUGGGAGAUUCCUGACAAGGUGAAACUUGUGAGCGAGAUAGUGUUUGAUGAUGUGGCGGUGGGACUUGCUCUCGAAGUAGGCAGUGGGCAGUACUUAAAUUUUUCAACUUCAGAUGGCUUUACGUGUUCUUAUGAUAUGAAGGUGAACAACUCUUGGGAGAGUAGAAGAUUUCGUGAUGUGUCUCCCAUGUAUCUUGAUACAGACAGAAAACCUUUAUUUAAAACCGCUCGUGCUGCUGACAAGCAGCCAACCUGA